Messenger RNA from Topomyia yanbarensis, 1708 nucleotides. RefSeq lists its product as uncharacterized. The coding region runs from base 44 to 1426 and encodes 460 amino acids. Gene Ontology annotation, molecular function: transmembrane transporter activity. Gene Ontology annotation, cellular component: membrane. Gene Ontology annotation, biological process: transmembrane transport. Lineage: Eukaryota; Metazoa; Arthropoda; Insecta; Diptera; Culicidae. The record is from RefSeq and is a predicted model, not a curated record. The transcript is spliced from 5 exons.
GAGCUUAGUCACACGUUAACCUUCCUUCUAUACAGACGUUAAAAUGUCUGGAUUGUGGCGGCAGCUUGGUUGCAUUUCAAGCGGAGUGCUGCUGUUGUUCUGUGGAGGAAUACAUAUUGGAUGGAGUAUAUUUCAUCUUUAUAUGGCUGGUAACAAGUGGGCUGUCGGAAUAACCAUCGAUGAAUAUAGAUUUGCUAUUUUAUCUUUUUUCACCGGAGUUGGAUUCAUUUUGCUUAUACUAACAUUUUCCAAAGAAUGGCUGCCGACCAGUGCUUGGUUGAUGAUAUCCUCCUUAUUUUUUCUGAUCAAUGGAAUAUUCUUCACAGCUAUGCCAACGGAUUACCCAGCCACUGUUGCUACACGAAUAAUAGCAGGAUUCGGACACGGGAUUGCGCAUCUAGUUAUGUCUAUAUACAUAGGGGAAAUAGCAUCAAAACAAUACCGAGGGAAGAUGAUUGCUAUUCUCACUGCCUCUAUCACAUCUGGCGUAGCAGUGUUCUCGAUCAUUUCAAUGGUAACCACUAAUCCGGUGUACAUUAUUGAACCAGCCAUGCAUCCUAACCGAGCGUUGGGAAUUAUCAUAUUACCGUUGAGCUGCGGUGCUUGCGUACUAGCAUUCUUCCUUACAGUAGACUCACCUAUCUACACGUUAGCGGUGCGACAAGAUGAAACGACUGCAGCGAAAGAUCUUAGAACUUUACGGAACCAAACCAUAGAGACAGCCUCUACCACCGACGAAUUCAAUGAUAUGAAGUUGCUAGUGGCCGAAAGCAGCAUGCUUACCAAAAUGUUUGUUACCGAAGGAAACUUUAAACCUUUUCAGCUAGUAUUAACGUUAAAGUUGGCCAAUUUGCUAUUUUUCAAUUACUCUAUGAAUUUAGCAAAAAUGGCUUAUAUGUCCGCCAUGUUCACCUUAACAGUAACUACUCAUAACUGGGCCCCGCCAAUUUUAAUGCUGAGUAAAAUGGUUGCUACCUUUGUUACAAUAUUUAUUAUUGACGUAUUGCCACGACGUUUUCAGUAUGCUAUUUCAUCGACCUUUACUGGUGCUUUUAUGCUAGCUUUCGGUAUUGUGCUGGCUACACAUGAUAUCCUACAGCCAUGGGUAGCCCCGUUUCUUUAUAUUACAGCUGAAGUAUUUAAUGCCAUGGGCAUGCUGCCAGUUUCAGAGAUAUUAUUAUCCGAAGCGUUUCCACCGAAGAAAAAGGUGUUUUCAGUAGCAAAUAUUCUCAUUUGUGAAUAUGUUGGGCAUAUGGUUGUGUAUAUUAUAUACUUCAAUGUACCAAGUGAACCUCAGAAUACAUACAUUAAAACAAUUGUUUUCGGUUCAGUUAUACUACUUAAAUGUUUGAUUGCUGUUUUAGUAAUUCCCGAUACGAGGAACACCACUCCCCGAGAAGCAGUACAACUGUUUGCACAUAAGUAAUCCGGUGAAUAUUAUACAAAAUUUUAGAUAGCAGCAACACCAAAAAGCGCGAACUAUUCCGUUAUUUUGGAUACCAUUGUUAAACGAAUGGUGGUACUUCUGUCGAGCCAAUUUUAAUAUCAGGACAAUAGUUUGUUGGAAAAGCUAUAAUGACAUGAAUCCUUAUCAGUACAAAAAUAACACCGACAAAGACCUAGACAUAUCUGAUAACUGGUUAUACAUUUUUAAUGCUCAUUGUAAGAAAAUAAAAGACUCACAAGAAAAAAUGGACUAAUCGUUUAA